Naegleria lovaniensis is the source of this 2493-nucleotide messenger RNA. RefSeq lists its product as uncharacterized. The transcript has 5 exons. The coding region runs from base 1 to 2493 and encodes 830 amino acids. The record is from RefSeq and is a predicted model, not a curated record. NCBI's taxonomy places the organism in Eukaryota, Heterolobosea, Eutetramitea, Acrasida, Naegleriidae.
AUGACUCGAAAUCAAGUACAUCCCUCUCAGAAGCAUCCUCCUCAUUCAUCAACCAAUAAUGAGCAGGAAGGAGAUCGAAAAGACUUGUCUUCUCCUCUAUUGACUGCUAACCUAAUGGAAAAUACGUUUGACUCCAAUCGAAAGACCCAUUGGUUUCUCUCCAUUCGAUUCUGUCUCAUACUAUUGGUUUCUUGUUUGACCAUAUUGAGUGUAUUGGCAUUAAGUAUCACUUGGGGAGCUUGUUUUAUUCCAACCAUCACUCAACUCUCAAAUUCCUAUCGAGAUCAUCAACUCGAACGAAUCAUUGAUGUUGUGGAUGAAACCUUAUCAGAUAUUGCAAAAACUUCUGAAGAAAUCAAACAACAAAUCAUUGGGGAUGGUCUCACACUGGCGCCUAAUACCACAGAAAUUCACAGAAAAAUUUGGAGUUGUGUCAAGUCAACCAGUAAAACACAUGAAGGAGUAGUCAUUGCAUGUUUUUUCGGAGAUUCCUCUCUGAAUGUCGUUGGAGCAGGUCGAUUGAACAAGUUCGCUCAAGCAGCUGCUUACACCGUAUCGAGUUUGAACACUCAUAUCCAUUAUUGUCCUCCUCCUGAACAAAAUGACUAUUGUUUGAUCAAUGAAUCCAAUCCUGGACGUAUCAUGCCACCGUUGAAUUUCAAGUAUGCACAAGAACAGUGUAACAAGUAUCCUGGUGAAGUUGUGUAUGUACCAAGUCGUGUAGAGGCACAUUUGGUGGAUGUCACAAAAAUGUCUUUGGUGAAUUGUGUUCCUCUCAGUAAUGGAACGAGUGUGGAUAGCAAAGGAAAUCGAUUUGCUUACUUUUUUGGACAUGAUUUAACUUCAGCUUCUGUUGCUAUUCAAUUGAAAAGUCUUGUUCAACCCUUGUCUGGAUAUCGAGGAUUUAUUGUUGAGACUCAAACAGGUUAUUUGAUUGCAGUCGACAACAAUGCUACCCUUUCACAAUUGCAAGGUACUAAAAUCUUUCGUGCCACCUCUGAAACCGUCAACGAUACAGACAUCAAUUCCAUUUCCAAAACAGCUAUGACUAAUUUAGGAAUGAGCUUCACAGAGCUCCCAUGUAAUACUCAUCUUCUUACUUCAGACACCACUCGAUACAUUUCCUUGUAUCGAUUAUGUACAGUGACAAGAGUCGACUGGGUCAUUGUCUUGAGUGCUCCUCAAUGGAACUUUAUAAGCUCCACAGUCAUUGCCAUUGUUACUGCCAUUUGGGGAUCCCUUGUGAUUAUUUCUGUUGGAAUCAUGGUUGGUGUGCUAUUUUCAGUUCGAAUUGCAAAAAGUAUAUAUCAAUUAAUUGAAUUAUUCGAAAGUGUGGCACAUAUGGAUCUAGAGUGUUUGUCUGUCCAAAAAAGUAAUUUUUCAGAAAUUUACUUGUUGCAAAAGCAAUUUGUCUACAUGAUUCAUCGAAUGAAAUUGUAUAAGAGUUUUAUUCCAUCUCAUUUGUUGGCAGAGUUGGAACAACAAGGAGAUUCUACCACUAAGGUUGAAGAUGAAACUUCAAUGGUAUCCAGUGGAACCAGUAGAAAUUCAUUAGAGAGUUCAAAAGGUGUUUCUCUUUCUCAUCAUGGAAUUUCGAGCUCAAAGAAAAAGUACCUUUCUAAGGAUAACAAAUUUCAAUUAUAUCUGGAAAAGAGAAGAGUGACAUUGGUUCAAGUGAUGUUAGAAGGGUUGAAUGAAUGGGUUCAUUCUAUUUCUCCCAAUGAAAUGGUACUUUUAUUAAGUGACGUGUAUGAUCAGUUGAACAGUAUUUGUAGAGUGAGUGGAGCUAGUCAAAUUUCAAGCUUGGAAAAUGAUUCUCUCAUUAUUGCUUUUAAUGCAACAAGAGAUCAACAAAAGCAUGAAGAAAAAGCAGCUCUUUUCUGUCACGUGUUGAAUGAAAAAUUGGUUGGACUCAAAUACAUGAAAUGGAAAAAUGAAAAGUCACAACAGCUGAAUGUCCAUUAUGCUGAUUUGAUGAACUUCAGAUUUGCUCUUAUCACUCAAGAAUGUCUUUGUGGUAAUGUUGGAAGUCAAGAGAUGAAACAAUUUAGUGUGUUAAGCAGUGGAAAGUAUAACUUGGCUAUCUUGAUGGAUGUGGCAAAACAUCUUAAUGUGAAUAUGGUGUGCUCUGAGAAUGUUAAGAACGGUUGUAGCAAGGCGUUUAAUUUGCGUUACCUUGAAACUCAGAAUUUUGUGGAUGACAUGUAUAUCAAUAGUUUUGGAAGUGUGUCAAGCGCUGCAUGCAGUAUUCCACAACACCAAGUUCAUAUUUAUGAGAUUGGGGCCAAGCUUCAUGUUGAGAAUGAUGAAUGGAUGUAUGAAUUAUCAGAGAAAGAAAAGAAGAAUCAAUGGAACGAAUACAACAAGGCCACUCACUUGUUUUUAGAUAGAAGAUACCAAGAAGCUCUCGAUUUAUUCCAAACUUUUUACCAUUCCAACACAAACGACAAGCCAACUGAAAAUUUGAUCCAAAAGUGUCAAUCCUUCAUGUAG